Exaiptasia diaphana is the source of this 681-nucleotide messenger RNA. RefSeq lists its product as uncharacterized. The coding region runs from base 163 to 465 and encodes 100 amino acids. Lineage: Eukaryota; Metazoa; Cnidaria; Anthozoa; Actiniaria; Aiptasiidae. The transcript has 2 exons. The record is from RefSeq and is a predicted model, not a curated record.
UUGCUUUUGAAUUCUCCAGACGGUGGGUUUGGAUCUUGUUUGAAAGUCAUAAACGAAAUASGAGCUAAACAUGGCGSGCAAGCCUUGCARUGGAGUAACGACAAGAUAGCCCAACAAGAAGCCAAAAGUUGGGCCGAGCAUGAAAACUCGGCGGGAAAAGUAAUGCCUGAUCCAAAUCUUGAAGACGACGUAUCGAGUGGUAUCUCUGCUAUGGUAACAGGAGGAGGRUCACCAGUAGACAAAUGUAAAAGAGCGGUGAAGCAAUGGUAUGACCAACAAGCGAUAUACAAAAGCAGUGGAGGUUGUGGAAGCGAAGACGGCGUAGAAGCUGCAAGAGGUUUUUCUCAGCUCGUGUGGAAGAGUGCAGAAGACAUUUUUAUUGUUGUGGCUGGGAAUGCCGUUAAAGCGAGGUUCUUUCCCCCAGGGAACCUGCCGGGUGACUUUGCUGAAGAUGUUCAGUGUUAAUUGAUAAAAUGUCAACUUUUUUUCAUAUUCCAUUAUACAAUUUCUUWGUAGUUCAAUAAGCUCAAGCUSUUUGAUUGUUGUCAAAGGCUUCUGUAUAUGCCUUUGAAUUCGUUGUUAACUGGAAUGUUAAAGUUUAUARAUUAGUAGCUUGUUAUGAACAAGCAAGCAAGAUGGAAAAAAUAAGCCAAAAAAUAAAAACACAUUUAAUUAAAAAAA